Messenger RNA from Salvia miltiorrhiza (redroot sage), 1571 nucleotides. RefSeq names its product GDSL esterase/lipase At1g33811. The record is from RefSeq and is a predicted model, not a curated record. Lineage: Eukaryota; Viridiplantae; Streptophyta; Magnoliopsida; Lamiales; Lamiaceae. Bases 105 to 1211 code for a protein of 368 amino acids. Gene Ontology annotation, molecular function: hydrolase activity, acting on ester bonds. The transcript has 5 exons.
GGAUUCCAACUUCUCUCGAACCCAACAUGCCAAGAAUCUCAAUAUAAAUAAACACAAAAAAAAUCACUAAGAAUACAACCAAAACCUCAAAUCUUACAUUGCAAAUGGCUAUUCACCAACAAUAUUAUUUGUGGGCUAUGCUUCUUUCCUUGUAUUUAGCAGCUGCCGAGGCUUGCAACAACAAUGGCUGCUCACAAGUACCAGGUUUCUUCAUAUUUGGAGAUUCCUUAGUUGACAAUGGCAAUAACAAUGACAUGUUGACUCUUGCUAGGGCUGACUACAGCCCUUACGGCGUUGAUUUUCCCAACGGUGCCACGGGGCGUUUCACCAACGGCCGUACCUUUGUCGACGUGUUAGCUCAGUUGUUAGGGUUUCCUAACUACAUUCCUCCCUAUGCUGAGGCUCGUGGUCGAGCCCUGCUGCAGGGAGCCAAUUACGCUUCGGGGGCCUCUGGAAUACGAGAUGAAACAGGAAAUAAUUUGGGCGACCACGCGUCGAUGAACCAACAAGUGAUGAGCUUCGCGAAGACAGUGCAGCAGCUAAGGAGAUAUUUCAACAAUGCCAACAGCCUCUGCGAUUACCUAAGCAAAUGCAUCUUCUACGCCGGCUUAGGCAGCAACGACUAUCUCAACAACUACUUCAUGCGCGAUUACUACUCAACCGCCGACGAAUACACCCCCUCAGCCUUCGCAGCUUCCCUCCUUCACGAUUACACCAACCAACUCACGGAGCUGUACAAUUUGGGGGCGAGGAAGGUGGUGGUGGCCGGAGUAGGGCCGAUAGGCUGCAUACCCUAUCAGCUAGCGCGGUUCGAUGGAAAGGGCAGCAGAUGCAACGACGAGAUCAACUCCGCCAUCUCCCUCUUCAACGCCGGCCUCAGAAGGGCCGUGGACGCCUUCAACAGAGGCCGCCUGCCCGGCGCCAGAUUCGUCUACCUCGACUCCUUCCAGAGCAGCCAAGAUUUGGUCGAAAAUGCAACAUCAUAUGGAUUCGAAGUGAUUGACGAGGGAUGUUGCGGCGUGGGGAGGAACAACGGGCAGAUCACAUGCCUUCCGCUUCAGAUGCCGUGUGACGAGCGCUGGAAAUACGUAUUCUGGGACGCCUUUCAUCCCACAGAAGCCGCCAACGUCAUUCUCGCCAAAAGAGCAUACGCUUCCAAGACCAGAUCUCAUGCAUACCCUAUAAACAUACAGCACUUAGCCCUGCUCUAGCACAGCACCUCCUGCUUGCUUUCUCUUUGAUUACAAAUUUAUCAUAAAAAAACAAGAAAUAAUAAAAAUGAAAAAAUUAUCAUGUGAAAAGAGUGAAAAUAUAUAUAUUUUUCAUCAUGUUCUAUCAAAAGAAAGGCUCUCUUAGUGAACAUGGGAUAAGUGUUUUCCAUCUCUUAUGAUAAAUUUGCAAUCAAAGGAAAUUACCUUUAAAUGCUUUAGUCUCUGUAUUAUGUAAUUCUGUACUGUUAGGGUGAUUGUAUAAGCUGUAACGAGUUCAUUUUCUUGCAUUUGGUGCAAACUGUCUAUAUAUUAAGCUGAAAUUAAUCAAUCAAGCUGUUUAAGAAUUUUGAUACAUAGUAA